AUGGCGCUCACUUCAGCAGCACUCUACCUCGUCCUCGCCGUCGUUCCCAGCCUUAUCCUGAUAGCAAUUUACCGCUCUUCCAGAGUUUCGCCUCUGUCAAAGCCAAACCAAUGGAUCACGAAGCAAGGCGUCGCACGCUUCCCCGGCCCGCAGCAGUUUCCCAUCAUAGGGCGCGUACAUGACCUGCGACGCACGUCGUCGUGGCUCAAGUUCAAGGAAUGGGCCGACGAGUACGGUCCAGUGUACAAGACGUCUAUGAUGGGGCAGCGCUUCAUCGUCGUGUCGGACGAGGGCAUCGCGACGGACCUGCUCGUCAAGAUGGGGAAUCAUUUCGGUGGGCGGCCGCAGAUACGCGCGCUGAUAGACCACAAGAAGGGUCCGACGUAUUUAGCGUUACAGGACCGCAAUGAGACAUGGAAGGCACAGAGAAAGUGGGUUCACGCCGCCAUGGCCGUGGCGACGCAAAACGACUUUUACGGCCACGUCGAAGAUGAGGUAAAGCGGUUCCUCGCCACGCUGCUCGUCGACCCGAGCAGGUUCCACGUCAACAUCCGCGAGACGACGGGCCGCAUCAUGGCACGGCUGACCUGGGACGACGCGACGCUCGGCCCGCGCUACGGCGAUGAAGCGCUCGCCGCCCUGCGCCAAAUGUCCACCUCCGGGCCCCUGGUCAACACCAUCACGCCGCUGUGGCACCUCGCCGACCUCGUCGGGCACAACCCCUGGCGGCGGCACGAGGUCGCGCGCGAAGGGCGGAUGAAGACAUGGUGGACGAACACUCUGCGAGCGGCGAAGCGUCGGUUCCGCGAGGGCACGCUGCCGGGAGACACGUGGGCGGCGCGGUACUGCGAGCAGCUGCGCGACGAGGGGGCCUCCCUGGAGCAGGGCGCCGAGGAUGAGGAGUUUGCGGCGUGUAUGCUGGGCUUUCUGUGCAUGGUGGGCGUGGUGACUGUCGCUGGGCCAAUGCAGUACUUUGUCAUGGCCAUGGCCAUGCACGGGAAGUGGCUGGCCAGGGUACAGGAGGAGGUUGAUCGUGUUUGCGGUGCCAGGAUGCCGGACAUGGGCGACUAUGCGAAGCUGCCGACAGUGCGGGCCUGCGUCAAGGAGACGCUGCGGUGGAGGCCGACUGUUCCUCUUGGCGUGCCUCACGAGUGCGAGACGCCGACCGAGUAUCGCGGCGUGCACAUCCAGCAGGGCGACAUCGUCCUCGCCCUCGAGUGGGCCCUCAACCGCGAACCCUCAGUAUUCCCAGACGCCGAGUCAUACCGCUCGGAGCGCUGGCUCGAGCCCGGCUGGCCGACGUACGCGGAGCCCCUGACGCAAUACCCGAGCCUGCGCGAGGGCAAGGCCAUGCACACGUUUGGCUGGGGUCGGCGGGCGUGUCUCGGCACCGCGCUGGUCGACCGCGAGAUGUUUGUCUUUGCAGCGGCCGUGUGCUGGGCGUUUGACCUGGCGCCCCGGACGUGUCCGCUCACGGGCGAGGAGGUGCCCGUAAAUACGCGGGCGACCGACUCCAACGUCAUACUGGAGCCGACGCCGUUCGCCGUGGACGUUCGGCCGCGGAGCGAGGAGAGGGCGGUGCAGGUCAUGGAGGCGUAUGCACGUGGCAUCGAGGCUCCAGGGUGGUUCCGGGUUGCAGAAGCGAUCCUUUCAGGCGGCGCGUCGGACGCUCCAGCGCCCCGACAGAGGGGCUCCAGUGCACCAAGGGCAGCGGACGAGACGGCCAGCGCGGCCACACUCCCGGUCCCGCCGCCCUCGGGCGUCCCUCCCCACCACGGCCAGCGCCUCCCCUCGGCGCAAGCCAUCCCCGCCAUCGGCUCCCGCGCGUCAACCUUCAUCUACAAGACCCUCCGCCACUUCCAGCGACGUCGCUUCUUCUACUCUGUCUUCCUCGCGCCCGCAUUCCCGCCGGGGCUUUUUUUCCCUACCUACCUACGUGCCUAA
Molecule: messenger RNA, 1944 nt
Organism: Purpureocillium lilacinum
Lineage: Eukaryota; Fungi; Ascomycota; Sordariomycetes; Hypocreales; Ophiocordycipitaceae
Source: RefSeq, a predicted model, not a curated record